AUGCAGAUUCCGUCUGAGACUGCGCUGUCGAACGCAUACCCGGGAGGGCAGUUAUUGCGCGGAGAAGAGGCAACCGCAAAUUCGCUGACGAGCGACCACGUCAACUGCGUGCCUACACGGCGAGAGGGAAACGUCAUGAACUCAAACCACAACGGCACCCUCGCGAGGUCAAUCCCAUUCUUCGGCUUUGACGGCAUACGAGCAAGAGUGUGCGGGAGGAAGGUAUACGUCAACGACACUUGUGUUUGCGAGGUCGAGGGAGUGGCUACCCUAUGUCGUAUUUUGGAGAUCUUCUACGAUGGAGAACGUCGGUUGGUGCUAGUAACCGUGCGGCUGUUCAGGGGGGUGAGCGAGGUACGGGGCGUGGGGAAUGAGGAGAGACGUGGCGGACUGUUACGGGUGUGGGAGGGUUGCACCUGCAAACUGGAGUUGAAGGCCAACGAGGUUCUGGGGCUGGUUGAGAUGGAGACGCCGCACGAGAUGGCGGCAGCUGGCCACCCGUACCCAUGGGACCGCUUUUUUGGGGAAGGUUUUGUAAGACAGACCGGUACAAAGCGAGCACUGCAGAGUAACGCCAGGCCUAAGCCGUUCGCGGUGACGGAGUCCUCGUGGUGCGCCGAGGGGCCCGCAAACAGGCCGCUUUGGGGGCUGCGACGUGAGGGCGUACAUCUCAACGACAUGAAUCUGCCCUACUACUCCGCGCCGACGGUGUUUCACUGCGAUGCAUUCAACGCCUUUGGAAUGGGUUGCAAGCAUUCCAUAGGAGGGUCCUACUUUGGAUGGGCUUGGCGAACGCCAGCGGUUCAGCGGUUGAACCAUCGAACGCACGUCGGCACUCUCGCGAGCCCGGGAGCUUGCAGCCAGGGAGAGACCGGCCUGCAGUGCGAAAUACUCGGACUGCUACAAAAUGGAUGCCUGGGGCGGUGCAAGCUGACAGACGAAGAAGGGGCGGCGUUUGAGCAAGAGGUUUUCGUGCGUGGCGGUCUGCUGCUGAUGUGUGGGGAUGGACAAGGGCGCUCGAAAUUUCUCGGCACGAAGGCUCCCAACAGCUGGUCCAAACAUCCGUGCGCGUACUGCAUGGUGAGUCAACGCGACGAUGAUACCGGCGGCGAUCUGGGGAACCCAAGGUUCGACAUCGACAAGCACCGCCGCACAUGGGGCCAGAUAACGGAUGGCUUGUCCGAGUUGGAUGCCCUCGCGGAUGUCCCUCGCGAGCAGGAUCGACGCUCAAGAGACCUGGGACUGGUUCCGCCGGAUGCGUCAGGGCUCCCCCUCCCUCUAUACACCGCCAUGCGCAUUGUUCCGACGGAGAACGUACCCGUCGAGCGACUGCACUUCGAUGCGCUGGGGCAAAGUCAGCUUUGCCAGGUGUUCUUCUUGGAGAUGCUCUCCACUACAGGUCGCCGGCUUGUCUCAGCCAUCAUGGCCCAGAAGCCGUCUUUACUCUACCCACCCGGAACACGGAAGCUGAAGGAUGUCGUGACCAACUACGCUUCUCUGAAUGGCAGCGACAAGUGGACACUGCAAUCGAUCAUUCUUCUCAUAUUCCGGAUGGUUCUCCAGGAUGUUUCGGCAAUGAGGAGAAACAUGAAGACACGGGAGAUCAAGGACCUCGUCACGGAGUGGGGAACGUACGACAAGGUCUUGGAGGCGCUGCGGGAGCUUAUGAAACGGGCGUCUCUCCUGUCGUUCGCCCUCCGCGCGCCAUCUUUCACCGACCCGGAGCUACGGCAACUCGACAAACUCGCGCGUGACGCGGAAUAUGUCCGGACGCCAGCACGGGUGAACACACCCACCAGGUGAGCAAGUCUGGAAGGGGUGUGGACUGCGGUAAGAGCCCUUUACUGCACAUGGCUAAGCGGGCGAACGUCAACAGCGCAUUCUUGGCGAUAUCCAACGGGGUGCCGUACAGAGUCACUAAGUACAACCGACAGACAAAAAUGCAUGAGAUCGUCACCGUUCGACCUGGUGAUGGCUGUGUCCGGCUCAUGCAGUCGCUGGCGAGCUUCCUCGGCCAUGACCGCGUGCCCACAGACAUUCACGCCUAGGCGGUUCAGACGCCAGCACAGCUUAGCGGACAGUACCCGGGAUCUGCGGUUCGGACCGCUUCUCUGUUCAACAACGGGGACGAGCAGCAGCUAGAUGGCGACU
Molecule: messenger RNA, 2151 nt
Organism: Ectocarpus sp. CCAP 1310/34
Lineage: Eukaryota; Phaeophyceae; Ectocarpales; Ectocarpaceae
Source: the annotation of a GenBank genome assembly